This is a messenger RNA of Cucumis melo (muskmelon), 2522 nucleotides long. RefSeq names its product receptor-like serine/threonine-protein kinase SD1-8. Gene Ontology annotation, biological process: protein phosphorylation; recognition of pollen. The record is from RefSeq and is a predicted model, not a curated record. The coding region runs from base 141 to 2522 and encodes 793 amino acids. Gene Ontology annotation, molecular function: protein serine/threonine kinase activity; ATP binding. The transcript has 7 exons. Lineage: Eukaryota; Viridiplantae; Streptophyta; Magnoliopsida; Cucurbitales; Cucurbitaceae.
UUCAAUUUCAACCAUUAUUUUGCAUUGAAUGUUAUUCUUCUAAUUAAUAAUAAGAGAAUGAUUCUUUUCUUUAUAUUUAUGUCUUUGACUUCAUCAAUUGGCAAUCUUCCCCUUGAGUUGCUCUUCUACUCCAACAAAAAAUGACAUCCAACUUCAUGUUCAAUCAUUUGUCUUUGCUCUGUUUCGUACCACUGUUUCUCCGACACUCGAUCGCAGUCGACAUCUUAAAAGCAGGACAAUCCUUUAACGACACCCAAGUAAUUGUUUCAGCCGCCGAAAAGUUUGAAUUGGGAUUCUUCACUCAGCCCAAGUCCUCCAAUUUCAAGUAUUUAGGAAUAUGGUACAAAAGCAUUCCCGACGAUGUCGUUUGGGUGGCAAACAGAGACAACCCAAUUCUAAACUCUUCUGCCACUCUAAAAUUCAAUACAAAUGGAAACUUAGUUCUCGUCAAUCAAACAGCUCAGGCUUUUUGGUCUUCCAAUUCAACAGCAUCGCUUCUAAAUCCAAUCGCUCAACUACUAGAUACAGGUAAUUUCAUGCUGAGAGAUUCAAAUUCAAGAUCUGAAGAUUACGUGUGGCAAAGUUUUAAUUAUCCCUCUGAUACUCUGUUACCGGGAAUGAAACUCGGAUGGGACUCCAAAACAGGGCUUAAUCGAAAGUUAAUAUCAAGAAAAAGUCAAAACGAUCUGUCCUCUGGAGAACUCAGUUAUGAAGUCAACUUAGAAGGGCUUGCUGAACUUGUGGUUCGUAAAAGAAACAAGACGAUGUUUAGAGGAGGGCCAUGGUUUGGCGAUGGUUUUAAACGAGGUCGAUCCAAAGGAGGGAUUUUCAUCUAUAAUCCUUCAUUUGAGAUAUCAUUUUCAUAUAAUGCUCCAACUAAUGAUCCAUACAAAGUUGUAUUGGAUUCAAGUGGAUCUGUUAUAUUCUCUGUUUGGAGCAUAGAGGAAAACAGAUGGCGCACAACAUACACGUUCGAAGGAUCUGGCUGCGAAGACUACGAUUUAUGUGGGAAUUUUGGCCUUUGUAGCUCUGGUUUAGUUGCAAGCUGUGGUUGUUUAGAUGGGUUUGAACAGAAAUCAGCUCAAAAUUCUUCAGAUGGGUGUGUUAGAAAGGAUGAAAAAAUUUGUAGAAAAGGAGAGGGAUUUAGAAAGAUGAGUGAUGUGAAAUGGCCUGAUUCGACAGGGAACUUGGUGAAAUUGAAAGUGGGUAAUAAAAAUUGUGAGACAGAGUGUUUGAAUGAUUGUUCUUGUUUGGCUUAUGGCAUUCUUUCACUUCCUAAUAUUGGGCCUGCUUGUGCUGCAUGGUUCGACAAAUUGCUUGAUAUUAGAUUUGCUCGUGAUGUUGGAACCGGAGAUGAUCUAUUUUUGAGAGAGGCUGCCUCAGAAUUAGAACAGAGUGAAAGGAAGAGUAUAAUAGUUCCGGUGGUUGUGCCAAUCAUAUCAGUAUUAAUCUUCUUGGUUUUAAUCAGCUUUUUUAUCAUUAGAAAUGUAAGAAGAAGAGCUAAAGAUAAUGGAGUUACUAUCACUGAGGAUCUAAUUCAUGAGAGUGAACUUGAGAUGUCGAUUGCGAUAAUUGAAGCUGCAACGAACAAUUUCUCAACUUCUAAUAAGAUAGGGGAAGGAGGUUUUGGACCUGUUUAUAAGGGAAGACUCCCAUUUGGGGAAGAAAUUGCAGUAAAGAAGCUAGCAGAAAGAUCACGUCAAGGAUUGGAAGAGUUUAAAAAUGAGGUUCUUUUGAUUUCCCAACUUCAACAUCGAAAUCUUGUCAAACUUCUUGGUUUCUGCAUUCACAAGGAAGAAACAUUACUUAUUUAUGAAUACAUGCCCAAUAAAAGUUUGGACUACUUUCUUUUUGAUGACGGAAGACGUUCUUUACUCAAUUGGCAAAUGAGAAUUGAUAUCAUAGUCGGCAUAGCUCGAGGGCUUCUUUAUCUUCAUCGAGAUUCAAGACUUCGAAUCAUACAUAGAGAUCUUAAACCUGCCAAUAUUUUAUUGGAUAAGGAAAUGAAGCCAAAAAUUUCAGACUUUGGCACUGCACGCAUGUUUGGUGAAUAUCAAAUGGAAACAAAAACAAAAAGAGUUAUUGAAACCUAUGGUUAUAUGUCUCCACAAUAUGCAAUGGGUGGUUGCUUUUCAUUCAAAUCUGAUGUUUAUAGCUUCGGAGUUAUGAUUUUAGAGAUAGUUAGCGGCAAGAGGAACCAAGGGUUUUUUCUUCUCGGACAUGCAUGGAAACUAUGGAACGAAGGAAAGGCCUUGGAUUUAAUGGAUGGAGUGUUGAGUCGUGAUCAAUUUCAAGAAUGUAAAGCACUUAAAUAUAUAAAUAUUGGACUUUUAUGUGUUCAAGCACGUCCCGAGGAGAGACCAAUUAUGUCAUCUGUGAUCUCAAUGUUGGAAAAUGAUAACAUGCCAUUGAUUCAUCUAAAAGGACCUGGGUUCUACGAAGAAAGAUUUUUGUCUGAUAUCGACUCAUCAUUUUCUACGUCAAAUAAUGUUACUAUUACACUGUUAGAGGAUGGUCGCUAA